Messenger RNA from Sapajus apella (tufted capuchin), 2237 nucleotides. RefSeq names its product cysteine rich secretory protein LCCL domain containing 2 (gene CRISPLD2). Bases 235 to 1728 code for a protein of 497 amino acids. The record is from RefSeq and is a predicted model, not a curated record. Gene Ontology annotation, cellular component: extracellular region. Lineage: Eukaryota; Metazoa; Chordata; Mammalia; Primates; Cebidae. The transcript is spliced from 15 exons.
UGAGCCUCGGCACCCACUCGCAUCCCUGGGCGUAUCCAGCUGCCUGCGUUGAGCUGUCUGCCCGCUGUACCCGCUGUGCCUGCCCUGCCCGCGCUGUCGCCGCCGCUACCGCUGCUCGACGCGGGAGACGCCAGCGAGCUGGUAAUUGGAGCCCUGAGGAAGUUCGAGUGCCCAGCUCUGCCCCAGGAGCCCAGGCUGCCCUGUCAGUGCCAUAGUUGCCGCAGGAGUGGAGCCAUGAGCUGUGUCCUAGGCGGUGUCGUCCCCUUGGGACUGCUGUUCCUGGUCUGCGGAUCCCAAGGCUACCUGUUGCCCAACGUCACUCUCUUAGAGGAACUGCUCAGCAAAUACCAGCACAACGAGUCUCACUCGCGGAUCCGCAGGGCCAUCCCGAGGGAGGACAAGGAGGAGAUCCUCAUGCUUCACAACAAGCUUCGGGGCCAGGUGCAGCCCCCCGCCUCCAACAUGGAGUCCAUGACCUGGGACGAUGAGCUGGAGAAGUCAGCGACAGCAUGGGCCAGCCAGUGCAUCUGGGAGCACGGGCCCACCAGUCUCCUGGUGUCCAUCGGGCAGAACCUGGCCGCCCACUGGGGCAGGUAUCGCUCUCCCGGCUUCCACGUGCAGUCCUGGUAUGACGAGGUGAAGGACUACACCUACCCCUACCCGAGCGAGUGCAACCCCUGGUGUCCGGAGAGGUGCUCGGGGCCCAUGUGCACGCACUACACACAGAUAGUUUGGGCCACCACCAACAGGAUUGGCUGUGCUGUGAACACCUGCCGGAGGAUGACAGUCUGGGGAGACGUUUGGGAGAAUGCGGUGUACCUCGUCUGCAAUUAUGCUCCCAAGGGGAACUGGAUUGGAGAAGCUCCCUAUAAGAAUGGCCGGCCCUGCUCUGAGUGCCCGCCCAGCUACGGCGGCGGCUGCAGGAACAACUUGUGUUACCGAGAAGAGACCCACACCUCAAAACCUGAAACAGACGAGAUGAACGAGGUGGAAACGGCUCCCAUUCCUGAAGAAAACCAUGUCUGGCUCCAGCCGAGGGUGAACAGACCCACCAAGCCCAAGAAAGCCUCCGCGGUCACCUACAUGACACAAGUCGUCGGAUGUGACACCAAGAUGAAGGACAGGUGCAAAGGGUCCACGUGUAACAGGUACCAGUGCCCGGCAGGCUGCUUGAACCACAAGGCAAAGAUCUUUGGAACUCUGUUCUAUGAGAGUUCGUCCAGCAUAUGCCGCGCCGCCAUCCACUACGGAGUCUUGGACAACAAGGGAGGCCUGGUGGACAUCACCAGGAACGGGAAGGUCCCCUUUUUCGUGAAGUCCGAGAGAAACGGCGUGCAUUCCCUCAGCAAAUACAAAUCUUCUGGCUCAUUCACGGUGUCAAAAGUUAAAGUGCAGGAUUUGGAUUGCUACACCACUGUCGCUCAGCUGUGUCCGUUUGAAAAGCCAGCGACCCACUGUCCAAGAGUCCAUUGCCCAGCGCACUGCAGAGACCAACCAUCCCACUGGGCUCCGGUGUUUGGAACCAACAUCUAUGCAGAUACUUCCAGCAUCUGUAAGACGGCCGUGCACGCAGGAGUCAUCAGUAACGAGAGCGGGGGCUACGUGGACGUGAUGCCCGUGGAUAAAAAGAAGACCUACGUGGGCUCCCUGAGGAACGGAGUUCAGUCUGACAGCCUGAAGACUCCUCGAAAUGAAAAGGCCUUCCGGAUCUUUGCUGUGAGGCAGUGAAUUUCCAGCACGGGAGAAGGGGCAUCUUCAAGAGGGCUUUGGGGUUUUGCUUUUACUUUUAUUUUGUCAUUGCGGGGAGGGGUAUAUGGAGAGUCAGGAAAGUCCCUUUGACUGGUGUUCAGUGUCCAUCACUCUGUGGCCUUUUGGUGAGGUGACAGCUCAUCCCCACACUGAAGCAGCAGCAUCCCGGGGUGCUCAGCCAGACCCCUGGUGCCCAAUCCUGCUGGGGCCCCGGGGUCUCCAUCUGGGUGCCCUCUCUCCUUUAGACACCUGACCCGUCUCUUAAAGGGGACAGUUGCCAAAAUAUUACUUGCUAUGUGUUCUUCCGUUGGUGGGGAAAGUUGAUUUCAACCCCCUCCAUCCCCCGCAAAGAGAGCAAACCUUCUGAGCUCACAACUGUGAAGCAUUCAUGCUGUCAAAAGAGGCCUUUCAAGGAAGUGCCGGUGAGUUUCAGGAAUGAAGUAGAAGGUAGUUAUUUAAAAAUAAAAAACACAGUCCGUCCCUACUAA